Messenger RNA from Spodoptera exigua (beet armyworm), 642 nucleotides. Lineage: Eukaryota; Metazoa; Arthropoda; Insecta; Lepidoptera; Noctuidae. The record is from the annotation of a GenBank genome assembly.
AUGGAGAAGACGGCAGUUGUCUCGCGCGUGCGGGUAUUGAACUUCCAACACGUUGUACAACAGCUGAUCGGCCAGCCACUGCGCUACCGUGCCUACUUUGAUGAGAAAACAGUAUUGUCUAUUGAUGCUUGUUAUCUAGGCAGAAUGGCUUACAUUAUCUGUAUGGCCCGAAUGACUGGGUUAAAUAACUACCAAAUGGCUCUGGGGACGUUGGUACCUAAUGUAACUAUUACGAGGACAGACAGUCAGACAGCCAGGUACAGGACUAAUAACUGUCGGAUAGACAAUGCCUACAGACCGAUCACAGACCGGACACCGAACCGCCACGUAUUUCAGAUCUAUGUGACACAGCAACUCCUCAGUCAGUCAGUAAUGAGUCAGAGAUUCUUAGCAGAGAAAACCGACAAGCCACAUCACCUGCUGUGUGAUUUCCCAGUUCCCUCCAAUGCCGGCAAUGUGUUUUUCCUACCUGAUGACAAUGCCUGCUGCAGCUCGUCUCGUCUAGACUCGCUGUUAUCUGCCGCUAUUCAUGCCAGUCACCUGAAUGUUGAGGAGAUCGUGGAGUACGUGCGCGUUAAGACCAACUGGAACUUGAUGGUCAUGAGGUUGGAGCCGCUUCACAACGAGUAUUCCAUGGUGUGA